UAAGCCCGUGAGCCGCAACUACUGAGCCUGCGCGUCUGGAGCCUGUGCUCCUCAACGAGAGGCCGUGAUAGCGAGAGGCCCGCGCACCGCGAUGAAGAGUGGACCCCACUCGCCGCAACUAGAGAAAGCCCUCGCACAGAAACGAAGACCCAACACAGCCAAAAAUAAAUAGAUAAGUUAAAAAAAAAAAAAAUCCGAGAGGCCAAAGUACCGUGCAGUUCCUACACUUUCUUUCUGAGAUGGACAUAAUUCUCCCUUAGAUUCUUUCCUUAACUAACCAUGCUCAGCCUUUCAGGGACAGGCUCAUUUCUCCUCCUUUAUUUAUUGUAUGCAAAUGACUGGCAGGAAUCCUAGUGGUUCUUCACAGGCAGCCGGAACCCGGACCAGGAGAUGGUUCCUCCUGAGCCCAUCACAGCCCGAGGUGUUGCUGAAGUCACAGGCGGAUCCCUGGCCUCCGGGAGACACAGGUAAUUGGGCUGCUUCCUCGUCCCAUCGCCAACCGAGAGCAACCAGCUGCUGAACGUGCUUGUUCAUCAGAGUAAUGAGAGUGAGGUGACUCCCUUUAAAAGUGGAGGCUGUCCAUCAAAAAGAAUGAAAUCAUGCCAUUUGCAGCAACAUGGAUGGACCUGGAGAUGAUCGUACUGAGUGAAGUAAGUCAGACAGAGACAGACAAAUAUUAUAUGAUGUCGCUUAUAUGUGGAAUCUAAAAUAGGACACAAGUGAACUUAUCUACGAACCAGAUACAGACUCACAGACACAGAGAACAGACCUGUGGUUGCCAAGGGGGAGAUGUGGGGGAGGGAAGGAUUGGGAGUUGGCGGUUGGUAGGUGCAAACUAUUGUAUAUAGAAUGGAUAAACAGCAAGGUCCUAAUGUGUAGCACAGGGAGCUAUAUUCAAUACCCUGUGAUAAACCAUAAGGGAAAAGAAUAUAAAAAGGAAUGUGUAUAUAUGUAUAACUGAAUCACUUUGUUGUACAGCAGAAAUGAACACAACAUUGUAAAUCAACUAUACUUCAAUAAAAUUAAAAAAAAAAAAGUGGAGGCUGUCAGGGAAUGUCAGCAUGUCCAAACGAAACUCUGGGAGGCUCUGCCGUGCCUUGGUUAAUCUCCGGGUUCUUGAACGUGCCUUACCCUCUCCUUACACCUCUCACAUGUUCCAGGAGCUGCUCCUGAUGCAAACAGUCUGCAAAGCAGGAAUCCAGUGUCACUCCCGGGCACCGUCUCUACGGAGAGAGCCUGGCCUCAACCGUGUCACCCGAGGAGGGCUUCUCUCCUCUCCAGCUCAACAGAAACCAGUCCUUGGGGACACCAAGCCAGGAAUGGACGGUGGUAGGAAGGGGAUAGAAAUGACCCUUCUAUUUUCACACGUCCUUGAACCACCCUAAUAUCGUGGCCGUGGUGGAAGUGGUCACUGAAGGCAGGAGAUGGGACGGGACCCUUCAGGCUUUGUCCUGUGGGUUUGGAAUCCUUCGGAUCUUCAGCAACAACUCGGAAUCUCCUACGUCUGCCCCCCAGGACAAACGGUUGAGACUGUAUCACGGCAGCCCCCGAGCCCUCCUGCACCCGCUUCUCCAGGACCCCAUAGAACAAAACAAGCACAUGACCCUCAUUGAGAACUGCAGCCUGCAGUACACGCUGAAGCCACACCCGCUCCUGGAGCCCGUGUUCCACCUUCUUCCCGAGAACCUUCUGGUGUCUGGUCUGCAGCAGAUACCUGGUCUCCUUCCAGCUCAUGGAGAAUCGGGGGACAUGCUCCGGAAGCCUCGCCUUCAGAAGUCUCUCACGUGGUACCUGGACGAUUUGUUCUUCACGAUGUAUCCCUCCCUGGAGCAGUUUGAGGAGGAGCUUCUGGAACUUGUGAUCAGCGAUCACUUCCGGGAGGCGGGCAGCCCGCUGGACAGUGGUGCCCUGGAGAUCUUGGAGCGGCGCCUGUGCGUGGGCGUGCACAACGGGCUGGGCUUCGUGCAGAGGCCACAGGUGGUGGUGCUGGUGCCUGAGCUGGAGGUGGCCUUGACGCACUCUGCCAGCUUCAGCCGGAGAGUUGGCGCCUCUUCGAAGGCCAGAUCUGGAAACCACACUCUGGUCUCGAGAAGCCGCCUCCAGCUCCCUGAGAUGGUCUGUCAGCCCGCGUUCACCAUCGUCUUUCAGCUGGAGUACGUGUUUAACAGCCCUUCGGGAGCGGACGGCAACGCAGCUGCGGUCACCUCCUUGUCGAACCUGGCGUGUAUGCACAUGGUGCGCUGGGCUGUCUGGAGCCCCGUGCUGGAAGCCAGCUCCGGGCGGGUGACGCUACCUCUACAGGGUGGGAUCCAGCCCAACCCCUCGCACUGUCUGGUCUAUAAGGUACCCCCAGCCAGCAUGAGCUCCGAAGAGGUGAAGCAGGUGGAGUCGGGGACAGUCCAGUUCCAGUACUCACUGAGCCCCGAAGGACACCUGGACACGCCCGUGGAGCACGCCAUUCGCCCCAAGGCAGAGCAGCGGCCUUCCAGGAAGCCACCCACCUCCCCUUCAAGCCUGCCAGCACCACCGCCCCGGGGGCUCACCACCCCCCAGGACUCGCCAGUGGGACCAGGGCUGUCGCUUUCCCAGCUGGCGGCUUCCCCACAGUCCCCAGCUCAGCGCCGCUCGGCCGAAGCCUCCUCAAAGCCACCGGGGAGCCCCACGCUCUCCCUGGCCCCGGGGGAGUUCCCCUUGGAGGGCAGGAUCUCUCACCUGGAGGCUGACCUGAGCCAAACGGCCUUGGUCCCGGGCACGUCCACUGCUGAGCAGUUGCAGGAGCUGCCGUUCACACCUGUGCACGCCCCGAUCAUCGUGGGAGCCUGGACCAGGAGCUCUGGAGGGAAGCCGUCACGAGCCUCCCUAGCGCUGCUGCGGUCCGCUGGCUUUCCCGAGAUUCUGGACGCCAACAAGCAACCCGCCGAGGCCGUGGAUCCUACAGAUCCCGUGAAGUUCAACCCUCAGAAGGAAGAAUCAGACUGUCUGCAAAGCAACGAGAUAGUGCUACAGUUUCUUGCCUUUAGCAGGGUGUCCCAGGACGACCAGGCAGCGCCGUGGCCACAGACUGUGUAUUUCACCUUCCAGUUCUACCGCUUCCCCCCCGAGACAACGCCACGGCUGCAGCUGGUUGAGCUGGAUGAGGCCGGGAAGAGCAGCUCGGCCUCCCUGCCCCACCUCCUCGUCCUGAUUCACAAGGACGGCUCCUUUGAUGCGGGGUCUCCGGGCUUCCAGCUGAAGUACCUGGUGGGCCCUGGAUUCCUGAGACCCGGGGAGCAGCGCUGGUUCGCCCGCUACCUGGCCCUGCAGACCCUGCAGAUCGACAUCUGGGAUGGAGACUCCCUGCUUCUCAUCGGAUCCGCCGCCGUUCAGAUGAAGCACCUCCUCCGCCAAGGGCGCCCAGCCGUUCAGGUCUCGCAUGAGCUUGAGGUCGUGGCGACAGAGCACGAACAGGACACCAUGGUGGUGAGUGGAGACGUGACCAGGUUUGGCUGCGUCAAGCCCAUCAACGUCCACACGGUGGUGAAGGGCCGGCUGCACCUGACCUUGGCUAACGUGGGUCACUUGUGUGAACGGAGAGUGGGGAGUCCCAGCUCACCGCCACCUUCCAGGUCACGGGUCAUCUCGAAUGACGGAGCCACCGGCUUCUCGGGAGGUGGCCUUCUCACGCCCGGGGCUCCCAGACCAGUGAAAAAUGUGGUCCAAGCGCAGAAGCUGGCCGACGUGGACAGUGAGCUGGCCGCCCUGCUCUUCACGCCCCCGUGGCAGGGGACGCGGCGGCCCCAGGGCGCCGGCCGUGAGGGGGACGCCGUGUGCAGGCGCAAGCUGGAGCGCAUGAGGGCUGUGCGCCUGCGGGAGCGCGGAGCGGAGCCUGGCCGCUGCGGACACGGCGCGCUGGCCCAGCAGAGCAUCCGUGCCCAGCACACUCGGGACCUGCAGCUCAUCGCCGCCUACCGGGAGCGCACCAAGGCCGAGAGCAUUGCCAGCGCGCUGAGCAUGGCCAUCACCACGCGGCACACCAUCCGUGCCACGCUGGGCGCCGCCGAGUUCUUCGAAUUCGCUCUCAGGAACCCCGACAACACGCAGCACACCGUGACCAUCUCGAUCGACAGCGCUGAGCUCAGCCUCAUCCUGGACAGUCAGGAGUGGCGGUACUUCAAAGAGCUGUUCGGCCUGCACACGCCCCUGGAGGAGGACAUGUUCCACCCGCGGGGCAGCCUGGCCCCCCAGCUCUUCCUACGCCCCCGGGAGAUGGUCCACAUCCCCUUCAAGUUCCAGACCUUCUCUGCGGGUCCGCGGGCCUCGGCGCAGGCCUCUGCUGAGCUGAGACUCGAGAAGUACACGGACGCUGGGUCAUCUCGUAAGUCCAGCACGAUGCCCACGAAACACGCCAAGGUCCUGUUCUGCGCAGGCAACGGCAAGCCCCUCGCCGUGCUCUGCCUGACCGUGGAGCUGCAGCCGCACGUGGUGGACCAGGUCUUCCGCUUCUACCACCCAGAGCUCACCUUCCUGAAGAAGGCCAUCCGCCUGCUGCCCUGGCACACGCUUCCAGGCAGGUCCCGCUGUCCCCACGGCUGGCAUUUGGCAGGUUCAACAGGUGGAAAAGGUGCUCCCGUGGGGAUGCCCGGUGAGGACCCCCCGGUCUACGUACGAUGUAGUGACCCGAAUGUCAUUUGCGAGACCCAGAACAUGGGCCCCAGGGAGCCACAAGACGUGUUCCUGAAGGUGGCCAGUGGUCCCAGCCCGGAGAUCAAAGACUUCUUUGUCACCAUUUACGCGGACCGCUGGCUGGCGACGCCCAUCCAGACUUGGCAGGUCCACCUCCACUCCCUGCAGCGCGUGGAUGUCUCCUGUGUCACAGGCCAGCGGACCCGCCUGGCCCUUGUCCUUCGGGGGAUGCAGACAGUUAGGAAAGUGAAGGCUUUCAGCUCCCACCCCCAGGAGCUGACGACGGACCCCAAAGGCGUCUUCGUGCUGCCCCCUCACGGGGUGCAGGACCUGCACGUGGGCGUGAGGCCCCGCAGGGCGGGCAGCCGCUUCGUGCACCUCAACCUGGUCGACGUGGACGCCCACCAGCUGGUGGCCUCGUGGCUCGUGUGCCUCUCCUGCCGCCCACCCCUCAUCUCCAAGGUCUGCCGUGAGACGCGCGUGGGCCACGCGGUUCGGGUGGUGUGUCCUGUGACCCGGCCUGCCCAGAUCCGGGCCGACGUUUCCUCCUCCCGGCCCCUCUGGCUGGGGGCCUGGGGGGUGGGUGUUUCCUCCUGUACCGUGAGCCCCUCGACCGGGAACUCGGGGGGCUUGUCUGCCGUAUUUACUCAGCGUCUGGGGCUCAGGAGCGCAGGGCAGGCUUGGGAAGAAGUGGCUGGAGAAGGAGCCCGGGGCCAACUCCUGCCCUCCCCACAGGCCUUUGAGAUCACGCUGCCUGCGGGGGCCGGGAAGGGCGCCAACAAGCGCAUCACCUAUACCAACCCCUACCCCUCCCCGAGGGCCUACCGCCUGCACAGCGACCAUCCCCGCCUGCUGCAGUUCAAGGAGGACGCCUUCCAGGUCGGGGGAGGCGAGACCUACACCAUCGGCCUGCGGUUUGCGUCCCGUCAGAAGGCCGGAGAGGAGGAGAUUCUGAUUUACAUCAAUGACCACGAAGACAAAAACGAGGAGACGUUCUGCGUGAAGGUCAUCUACCAGUAAAGGAGCGGCGGGGGCCGUCCUGCCGCUGUUCGGGGUCAGGCUCCUGUCCCAGAACUCGGCACCGUGGACUGGGCUGAGGGAGGUGGGGGUCGCCGCGCCCCUAGCCGUCUGCGAUGCUCCCCCCAGUCAGGCUGCUGCCAGUACCGACCGCGUAGCAGCCCCACUGGAGUCCUGACCGUGAGUGUGCGCGCCCGGUGAACCCGGGGCCCGUUUCUCUCUGCGGCACACGGGGGAUUGUCGCCAUCUGUGACGUUAGGAUUUACUGUCAGCAAAAUGUAUUUUCUGAGUCAUUUUAAAUGAUAAAAUUAUGUUUUUAAACUGAGUUUUAUACAAACACUAUUAUUUGCUAUGUAAUGUUUUUUAUGCUGGUAUUUCACAUCUUUUAAAAACGUUGUACGAAAUACUAAAUUUUUACACGGUU
Messenger RNA from Orcinus orca (killer whale), 6103 nucleotides. RefSeq names its product nephrocystin 4 (gene NPHP4). Lineage: Eukaryota; Metazoa; Chordata; Mammalia; Artiodactyla; Delphinidae. Gene Ontology annotation, biological process: protein localization to ciliary transition zone; negative regulation of canonical Wnt signaling pathway. The record is from RefSeq and is a predicted model, not a curated record. Gene Ontology annotation, cellular component: non-motile cilium; ciliary base; ciliary basal body. The transcript has 27 exons. The coding region runs from base 1600 to 5682 and encodes 1360 amino acids.